AUGCCCACUUCUGGUCAAACAUCCCGAAGGGGAUCCGCGGAUUCUUCCACCGCCCAAGGCAACGCCACGGCGAAUGAAUCAUUAUCGCUACCCAUGACAGCCAGCGCAACUCCUUCAGAGGCUGCGGGUGCGGAGCCGCCCAGCUCCUCCGCCACUCCUGCGCCUUAUGGCACUCGGUCCAGGGGUCGCAAUGCGCCUCGCCCCAACUACGCCGAAGAUCGCGACAUUGACAUGGAUCUCGAACUGCUUCCACCCUCAGCACCCAAAUCAUCUAAGAAAAGUGGUGGUACAGCUGCCACUAGCACUACUAAUGGUGUCAAACCCGACGGCGAGAAGGCUACAUCAUCAUCAAGUUCCCGAAAGAGCCUAACCGCGGUGAAUGGACCUAAUGCCGCAGCCGCCAAGGACGCGAUUCCUGGCACGUCUUCUUUUUCAGCGAAGCCAGACGAUGGAGCCGGUUCUUCGAGUUCGUCAAGGAAACGUAAACAGCCGGCGAGCUCUACGAAUUUGAACCCCACAAAUGGAAAUGCGGCCAAAAAAAUCUUUACCACUGCUCCAAGCGCGGACCCCAGCCUGGCUGAGUCCAACAUGGUCUCUUUCGAGAACCGUGGUGCCUACCUCAAGGAUGGCAAAUUGACUGCCGAUGACGGCACAACGUUCGCCGUGAAUGAUCAUGUUUACCUCAUUUGCGAACCUCCUGGAGAGCCAUACUACCUUGCUCGGAUCAUGGAAUUUCUUCCGUCUAAAGAUAAACCCAAUGGACCCAUUGAAGCGCUGCGAGUCAAUUGGUACUAUCGACCUCGUGAUAUUCAUCGCAUCGUCGCAGACACAAGGCUUGUCUUCGCUUCCAUGCAUUCCGACACAUGUCCGCUCACAUCAUUGCGUGGAAAAUGCCAGAUCAAGCAUCUAUCGGAAAUCGACGAUUUCAAUGCGUAUCGGAAAAGCAGGGACUCGUUUUGGUACGACAAGAUGUUUGACCGUUAUAUUCAUCGCUACUACGAGGUCGUUCCGACCAAGAAGGUGAUCAAUGUACCAGCCAAUGUCAAGAAGGUCCUUGAUGAACGUUGGAAGUUCAUCCUAGUGGAGAUAGGAAAACGGAAAGAACUGUUUAGUGCGGUCAAGACCUGCAAGCGAUGCGGUUUGUACGCUGCUAGCAAUGACUCAGUUGAUUGCGCUGUCUGCCACAAUACCUAUCACAUGCACUGUGUGCGCCCGGUCCUCACCAAGAAACCCGCCCGAGGGUUUGCAUGGGCCUGUGCAGCUUGCAGCCGUGCACAGGAAAGGAAACUUGAGGCUCGAAACACGCCCAUCAUCGGUGAAGCUGCAGCCGAACCGGAGGAAGAAAUUGCCGAAGAAGAAGAGGAGGAGUCGAAUGGCCUUCCUAACGGUACCAAUGUCAGUACGCCUGCUCCGGCGGAGGAGGAAAAUCCUCGUCCAGCGACGAAGGAACAGAUUGCGCAAGCUCGGAUGUGGCCCUACCGUUAUCUGGGGAUUCAUUGUCGGGUGGAAGAUGCGCUCGAUUACGAUGACCGCAUCUAUCCUCGAGCCAGUUCUCGAUUGGGACCACGGCAUCAAGCGAUCGUCAACCCAUGGCCUGGCCGUCCCGUCGAGUACGCCAAGCCGAUUGAUAUCAAAAAGAAAUAUUUGAGUCGCUCUGGCCGCAAAGAUUCGAAGCUCUCGAAAGAGGCUCAGGCAGCAAUCGAAGCAGCGAAGCAGGAAAUUGCAAACCGCCCUAAAUGGGUCAUGGAUGAACCAGUUGGAUACGUGCGACGCGGCGAGGACGAGCCAGUUCAAAUCAACGGCAAGCCAGCCCGUACUGCCGAGUUACUGUUUAAGAUGCCCACUGCAACGCAGAUCCCAAGCCGGGGCGAAGAUGAUGCGCCUGGAGCGGAACUCAGUCCUGCUGAUCGAGAGAAAUUCAUUGACGAAUACAUGGAACGGGCCAAGGAAAUCGCACCUCAAUUAGGAGAGGAGAAGUACUCUACAAAUUUCCUGGAUAAGGCCUUGGAGCUUCUCUAUGCAAACAGUUUUGAUGCGGAGGCCGCUCUCGCGAAGCUGAAACAGCAGAACAAAUACAAGGACCUGAAGGAACCGCAUUUGCGCCCCGAGGAAGUGAAGUUGUUCGAACAGGGCGUUGCCAAAUACGGAUCAGAGCUGCGCAAUGUGACCAAACACGUCGGUACAGUUCCGCAUUAUCAGAUCGUUCGAUUCUAUUACAUGUGGAAGAAGACCCCGCGCGGUCGGCAGAUUUGGGGCAGCUACGAGGGCAGAAAAGGCAAAAAAGAAGCGAAACGACAUAAUGCCAAUUCGAAACUUGUGGAUGACGUGGCUGAUGACCACGAUGAUUCGGCUUUUGACAAUGAGAAAGCGUUGGAGAAGAAGCGUGGCUUCCAAUGUAAGUUCUGUUCCACGCGGUCUUCGCGGCAAUGGCGACGCGCCCCCGGCGUUCCGCCUGGCACCACGACCCCGAGCGAGCCAUCGAAGAAGGACAAGGGCCCACUGCUCACGGUGGCUCUCUGUCUUCGCUGUGCUUUAUUGUGGAGAAAGUACGGGAUUCAGUGGGAAAGCGUGGAUGAAGUUGCAAAGAAGAUCGCGCAGAGUGGCAACAAGUCCUGGCGCCGCCGAGUCGACGAGGAAUUACUGACGCAGCUCCUCCUCUCGACUGAGACACCGAUCAGUAUCAACAGUGCCACAGCAGCCACUGCGGCCUCGAUCGGUGUGCCAGUCAACGCGAACCCGCAAGUACAGCCACAAGAGUCCAACAAGAAAAAGGCAAAGCCCAAUGAGAAAGAGAGCACAGCUACUUCGACUGCCACAUCCGUCGAACCAGCACCGAAAAAGAAACCGGCCCCGGAAAAAGCGCCAGAGCCGCAACCGAUCGUUCCGGAUCCUCCAAAAGCCAAAACACUUCCCUGCGCCAUUUGCAACAGGCUGGAGCCUUUGGGCGACCAACACUUGUCGUGCCGAGACUGCCGUUUGACUGUUCACCGCAACUGCUAUGGAGUCAGUCCUUCGCGUAAUUGUGUGAAGUGGUUGUGUGAUAUGUGCUCGAAUGACCGAAAUCCCAUGAUCUCCACAUCCUACGAAUGUGUUCUGUGCCCUGUGACCUGGACGGAGCAUGAAUUGAUGGAGGCGCCAAAGGUAUCGCACAAGAAGAAGACGGAUCGUGAUCGGGAGAAGGAGAGACUCGAGAAGGAGAUGGUGCAGGAGGCUAUCAAGCUUUAUCGGCAACGGCAAGAGGCUGUAGGCAAGCCAAUCGGUCCACGAGAACCGUUGAAGCGAACUGCCGGUAACAAUUGGGUUCAUGUCAUGUGUGCUGUCUGGACCCCCGAGAUCAAAUUCGGCAAUGCCAAAGAGCUUGAGCCUGCGGAGGGAUUUGGACUUAUCGCGGCAGACAGGUACAGGGACGUGUGCAAGCUCUGCAAGACCACCAAAGGUGCAUGCGUUACCUGCAGUCACAGCGGCUGCAACGCCCGCUUUCAUGUGGGCUGUGCUUUUCAGGCACAAUACACCUUCGGGUUCAACAUCACGCCGGUCAAAAGUUCCAGACGGGACACAGUGAGCAGUAUACGACUUGGGGAGGAGGUGGGAGCAGCAACAGCGGGCAUAUGGUGUCCACAUCACGCUCCUUCAUCCGGCCUUCAUCAGAUUGGUGAAGUGACCGGAGAAGACGGCUUGAACGCACUUCAACAAUUCGUUCAGUCGUACAAGCAGGCAGACUUGACCUUGCCCGGGACGGUUCGAAGAGCAGCAUAUGUACAACAAACGGUCAAUGCUUCUCAGCAUGCAACGACCGCCGGAACUCGGCGCGCCUCCGCCAUCAACGGUAUUGUCACUGCUGUCCCUCAAUCUGCACCCACCACGAAGGAGAACCAGAAACCCGCCCCGACGGCUCCAGAGCCACAUCCGGAUGAGAUGGAGAUCGAUACCGGAAGCCAUGCUCCCCGGCAAGUUUCGAGUCCCGAGGUGGAGCGGAAAUGCGGUCGUUGCUCUACCUCAUUCAGUCCUCGGUGGUGGCCGAUCGACGGUUCGCGGCGAGCUGCUGUCCUUAACAGCAGAGGCUCGAGCAUGAAUGGAAUUGGAUUGAGUUCUUCCAGCCCACCAUUCCUUUCCCAGAAUCUAUCCCAGCCUUCGCUAUCCAAGCUGAAUGGCGAUUACAGCUCGAUCCCAGAGGGGCCACUCUACGAAUGUCAUAAAUGCUAUCUGAAGAAUGCUACAGCCCAGCCAUCCCCAGAGCCUCGACCGUCUCCCUACUCAGCGCAGCGGCCAGUCCUGCCUGCUCCUCGAAUCCCCGAAUAUCAUGGGCAUCCUUAUGGACCACACGCGCAUCCGACUCCCCCUCCGACCAAUGUUCUCCCGAGGCCGCUCAGUGGCCCUCUUGCUCAUGGCCCUGAAUGGUACCCGGCCCAUGAACAGCGGCCGACUGAGCUUGCCGAUGGUAAGUUGCGCAACGGCUUGCCAGUUCCGGGAUACCAUGGAGGACCCCCAACCGUCCAGACUCAUCCUCUCAAUGGCUUUCAACAUCCGACGCCACCUGCUCCCCACGCUCCUCCUCCUCCUCCACCUCAUUAUCCCGGCGGUGCGCCUCCACCUCCGCACCAGCCAUACAGUGCUCAUCAAAGCCCGUAUGCGCCUGUGUCCAUACCAUCACCUCACCCAUCCCAUGCACCGGGCCCUCGACCGUACGCAUCCUCGGCGUCACCUCCAACGGCGCAAGCGACGAUCGUCCGCCACUCUCAACACUCUCUCAGCGCUUUGAACGGAGGCCCGCCUCCGCGAAUGUAUUCUGUGGAUCGCAUCCUCAGUGCCCCGACACAGUCACCCCCAGUGUCGCAAGCGCGUAUGGAUCCCCGGGGUUUGUCGUCUCCAGGCAAAAUGGAGGACACGCCUCUCAAUGCGGCCGGAGGAGCGAUGAGCGCUGGCAGGAGUUCGGGUGUCAAUGGAACACACGGAGGAUCUGGGGCAAGCGCCAGUCCGUCCUUGAAGAAUCUUCUUUCGUAG
Molecule: messenger RNA, 5001 nt
Organism: Aspergillus thermomutatus
Lineage: Eukaryota; Fungi; Ascomycota; Eurotiomycetes; Eurotiales; Aspergillaceae
Product: DNA-binding E3 ubiquitin-protein ligase SNT2
Exons: 3
Coding region: 1-5001 (1666 amino acids)
Biological process (GO): histone catabolic process
Cellular component (GO): Lid2 complex
Molecular function (GO): ubiquitin-protein transferase activity; chromatin binding
Source: RefSeq, a predicted model, not a curated record